AAGCGGCAAACAGCUCCAAGCCUCCACAAAUCUCGUUUGGCGUUUGAAAGGAGUUUACACGCUUGGGAACGCGUCAGUCUGCAAGAUAGAUCCAAGCAUGGCGGACACCGAACUUGUAACGGCUAUUGCAUUUGGUUUAUCGUACUUUUAUUUAAAAUGCAAGCAAAGUGAAACAAAAAAAAGAAAAACUCGACGACAACGAAGAUGGUGGAUGAAAAAGAUUCAUCGAAAUCGUACCAGACAAUUUAUAGAAGAGAAAUUUAAUGAACUUUUAUAUGAACCUUCUGGCGAGUUUGAUAACUUCUGCCGAAUGAGCUAUACCGAUUUUGAAUUUUUACUGCAGAAAAUUUCACCAAUGAUAUCCAAGCAAGAUACAGACUUCAGAGAUGCUAUACCGGCCAAAUUUCGUCUUGCCAUUACGCUACGAUUUUUAGCAUCUGGUGAUUCUUACAAAAGCCUUCACUACAUGUUUAAAGUAUCUGUCUCUAUGAUAUCAAUAACCAUUCGUGAAGUUUGCCGAUCUCUUAAUGAAAUUCUAAAGGAUCUAGUUAAGCCGUUUCAGAAUCAGAAGCAAGGCGGCGACGUUUAUUAACUGCCUGUAUGGAUGGUGAUCUAGAUGGUGGUCUGGAUGGUGUGGUAGCCGUACUGGUGCGGUCUCUUAUCAGAGGAUCAUCCUCUGUCUGAUCUGUAAUUUCUUCUAUUUGUUGUGAUUGCUGCAAAGAAUAAUAUACAGGGUGUUAGGUAAAUGGGUAUAUGAGCCGACACUAGCC
This is a messenger RNA of Ostrinia furnacalis (Asian corn borer), 770 nucleotides long. RefSeq lists its product as uncharacterized. The transcript has 3 exons. The coding region runs from base 98 to 592 and encodes 164 amino acids. Lineage: Eukaryota; Metazoa; Arthropoda; Insecta; Lepidoptera; Crambidae. The record is from RefSeq and is a predicted model, not a curated record.